Dentiscutata heterogama is the source of this 2183-nucleotide messenger RNA. Lineage: Eukaryota; Fungi; Glomeromycota; Glomeromycetes; Diversisporales; Gigasporaceae. The record is from the annotation of a GenBank genome assembly.
AUGGCUUUGGUUGAUCUUGCAAAUGUUUCAGACUUGAUAAAACAGGCCGUUCCUAAUAUUGACGACGCUAUUGUUGAAUACGUCUUUGGUUACCUAAACGAAGCACAGUCUGGGACUGAUGGCGAAGAUGCUAUUACAGACUUUGUUCGGCCAAUCUUAGUAGACGCAGGUGGCGAGGAAGAGAGGAUUCAAAAAUUAUGCGAAAAAUUAUCGGAAUUCUUUGUGCAAACAAAUGCUUCGAAUAAUAGUUCUAAUAACCAGGGACUUAAUAAGUUAGAGCAACCCGUAAAUAUGCUUACAACAAAUUUUAUUUCUGCAACAGCAGGCUUAGCCGCUCAGAGUGUAGAUUUAGAAGCCGUUAGUGGAAGAAAAAUUAGUACCAGAGUUGAUACCAAGAAAUUAGAAAAAGCUGAAGCCAAGAUUAAGUCCAAAAUAGAGAAACGUGAACGAAGAUCAAAUUAUGAAGCGAGUAAAUUGCUUUCAAAGAAGAAUAAUGAUGAAUUCCUUAUGCAAGUAAAUCCUAUAUUGGAUUAUACAACGACCAAAGGAAAACUCAAGGACGUUAAAGUUGAAAAUUUUGAUAUCUCAUUUGGUGGGAAGAGGAUAUUGACAAACGCAAAUUUAUCUUUAACCUAUGGUAGAAGGUAUGGAUUAAUUGGAAGGAAUGGUAUUGGUAAAUCUACUUUAUUGAGAACUAUGUCAAGAAGAGAAAUUAGUGUUCCAACACACAUCAGCAUUUUACAUGUGGAACAAGAGAUGGAGGGUGAUGAUACACCUGCGAUUCAAGCUGUAUUGAGUGCUGAUAUUUGGAGAGAACAUUUGUUAAGUGAAGAGAAAUCAUUAAACUUGCAAAUUAACGAAUUAGAGCAAAAUCCUGAAAAAUUUGACGAAGUUACUCUUGAACAAAAAAAAGAUGCUGCCAAUACAAGAUUGAAAGAAAUAUACCAAAAGUUAGAAGAAAUCGAGAGUGAUAAGGCUGAAUCACGCGCCGCUGCUAUUUUAUCUGGAUUGGGUUUUCCGGCAGAUAGACAUCGAAAUCCUACAAAAUUAUUUUCGGGUGGUUGGAGAAUGCGUCUUGCGUUAGCAAGGGCAUUAUUUUGCCGACCUGAUUUGUUAUUAUUGGACGAACCGACUAAUAUGUUAGAUAUUCCUGCUGUCGCGUGGUUAGAACAAUACCUCAAAAAAUGGCCGAGCACGUUGCUUGUUGUUUCUCACGAUCGAGAAUUCCUGGACGAAGUAGCAACUGAUAUUUUACAUCAACAUUCCGAACGUCUCGAUUAUUACAAGGGCAAUUUUACGCAAUUCUAUGCUACAAAAGAAGAACGUCGCAAGAAUCACCUACGUGAAUAUGAAAGCCAGAUGCAAUAUAGGCAACACUUACAGGACUUUAUUGACCGCUGGCGAUAUAAUGCUAAAAGAGGUCCACAAGCUCAAAGUAAAAUUAAGAUAUUGGAGAAACUUCCUGUAUUGGAACCUCCGGAAGUCGAAGUUGGCGUCACUUUCAAGUUUCCUAACCCCGAUGCAUUAAGUCCGCCUAUCCUUCAAUUAAAUGAUGUUAAUUUUGGAUAUCCGAAUGGUCCUACUAUUCUAUCGAGCGUCAACCUUUCUGUUCAAUUAGAUUCACGCAUAGCUGUAGUCGGUCCAAAUGGAGCGGGUAAAUCUACUCUGCUCAAACUUUUAACGGGGAUACUAGAGCCGCGUUCUGGUCUGGUGCACCGGCAUGGACGUCUCAGAUUUGCACAUUUCAUGCAACAUCAUGUAGAUCAGUUGAUUCUUGAUAUGAAUGCAGUAGCUUUUAUGGCUCAGAAAUUUCCGGGGAAAAUCGAAGAAGAAUAUCGACGUCAAUUAGGAAAUUUUGGCAUUACAGGAAUGACGGGUUUACAGUCAUUGAAGACUUUGUCCGGUGGUCAAAAAAGUAGAGUUUCCUUUGCUUGCUUGGGAUUAAAACAUCCUCAUAUUUUGAUAUUGGAUGAACCAACCAACCACCUCGAUAUGGAUUCAAUCGAUGCCCUUACAAAUGCUCUAAAAGAAUUUAAAGGUGGAGUGAUCCUUGUUUCUCAUGAUGAACGGUUCAUUGAUUCUGUGUGUACAGAAAUUUGGGUAUGUGAAUCUGGAAAAGUUAGGAAAUUUGAAGGCGAUUCUAUCAAACAAUAUAGAGAGAUGAUUGUGCCAAAAGAGGAACC